This is a messenger RNA of Guillardia theta CCMP2712, 2151 nucleotides long. RefSeq lists its product as hypothetical. Lineage: Eukaryota; Cryptophyceae; Pyrenomonadales; Geminigeraceae. The transcript is spliced from 2 exons. The coding region runs from base 1 to 2151 and encodes 716 amino acids. The record is from RefSeq and is a predicted model, not a curated record.
AUGCACGUCGAGGCUAUGCUGAGAUCGAGCACUGUCUUGUUUGUUUUGGCACUCAGUGGCCUGGUAUCAGUCGCGAUAUUGCAUCGUUACUCUGCACAACAUGAGCUUGUUUCGAUGGACUCUUCUCCUGAGGCGCAGAGGGUGCAGGAAGGGCACAUGUACUCUCGAAUGCAGAGGUUGAACAACCGAUUGCAAACGGAGAAUCAGAAUCUGCGCAGCCUUCUGCAGAUGGGUAGAGAAGCGUCAUCGGACAUGGCGGACUUCUCUGAGAGCAAACGGGCAAGGAUGCAUGGAAUCGAGCUCAAUGGUAACGGCUUCCGUGGGAGGGACAGGGCUCGUGGUGAUGGCAGGCAGAGCGGGGACUUGAGGUUCGACGGAGAGGACGAGGCAGUAGAUGAUCUCCUGAGGACAGCAAAGGAGGAGGCAGACUCGAAACUUGGAGUCAAGGAGGGUCGCGCUGGGAGAAAAUCACGUGAUUCGGAACUUGAGCAAGACGCCGACGAUGCUCUGGAGCACACGCUGAAGCAGUGGAAGUAUCCGCUGCAGGAUACGCAUCAGAGGAUCUCCCGCAGGCAGCAGUCGCGGGCGUCGAGGUACAACUCUCGUCAUCGCAGACGGCUCCGGCGGAUGGAGGCGAGAAGAUACAGGAGGAAGAUGAGGGAGGCUGAGACCGACCUUCGACACGGACACCCGCACAGGGCCCAACGAGCCGCCAUGCAUGCUCUGAGCAACCAUGAGAGGGAGGAGGAGCUGCGUGGGUUCGUUGGGGAGGCUGUGGAUCGAAAGCCUGAGGCCUGGAAGCUGCUGAUGAAGACGAUUAAUGAUGAUAUUUCCGACCAUGCUGUUACCCAACGCGUUGAGAACAACAUGAAGGACGUUGUGGAGCUGAGGCGAGACGUGGAGAGCGCGAAGCAUCUGUAUGAAGAGAACAAGAGGCUGUACAUGCACGACAUCACGAACAAGGGUCGUCUCGGGCUCAUGCUCACCAUCCCAUCGCGGGACGGGGGUAUGAAGGCGGUGAAUCACAUUGCCCACAAGCUCGAGCAUGAGCUCAACGAUCAGGAGCGAGCCUGGGAUCGCGCCGACUCCUUGGAGAACGCCAAGGUUGAUGUUGCUCGAGAGCUCAGGGAGGAAGAGAUCGGAAGGUCUCUGAAGAAACAGCAGCAGAUGCAGCGCACAACCCUCCCUCCCCUCUCCGCGAGCUCCUCCAACCCACCCAAGCUGCAGAGUAAUGUCCAACAGCUGCGCGACGUGAAUGUUCCUAUCAAGACCGCCAUGGCUGCCCCUCAGCUCAGCUCUGCUGAAGCGCGAGGAAACUUUGCCCCGUCUGCGACCACGACCCCGCAAGGAUUCUCGGCAUCGGUCGCACAUGGGUGUGAAGGUUGCCAGCAGUACUCGCACAGUGGUCAUGCUUGCGCCUCUUGUCCUCAGCCUCAGCAGCCUCAGGAGUCAAGGCAGGAAGCUGCUGCUCCUACCGGUCAGCCAGGGACUCAGAAACCAGCGAAGAUCUCCUCAUCCCUGCUGUCCAAGUUCAGAGUCUACCACAUCCCCAGCAACCAACUCGGGACGCAGGACAUGGCGAUCAGGUCCAAGUGGGAAGGGCUGAAGCGGAAGAACAGGUUGAGGCUGAUGGGAGCUGCCAAGGACCUUCCGGACCAGCCGCGCGAAGUCAGCAAUGACAUCGUUGAGCGACUUCUCAAGCUUGCGCAUGCGGGCAAGCUCAGGUCUCCAGAUGAGUUCGGAUACGUCCGACACCCGAUCUCCGAUGCGAUCAAGUCGCACAGGCAAGACGAGCAGGAGCUGCGAGUGGCGCACGAUCUGUACCGUGAGAGAGAGAUGUCAAGGAGAGAGCAUCGCGAUCGGCUGCACAAGCUUCGUCAGACUCAAGAUAAGGCUGUGGCCCAGCCAAGGCAGCCGGCGCCUCCAGUGCCACAAGCUGAAGUCAGGCCCAAAGAACAAGAACCAGUUCGUCCCAGGCCCUCGAGCAUCAGCCCUUCUCCUGCACUAGCAAGGAGAACUGAAGAACAAGCGCAGCCUCGUGAGCAUUGGAAGCGACCUAGCGCUGCAAGCGGACUAUGGGGGAUAGUUUCUGCUCCUUUCAACGCGCUGUUCGGAGACUCGGUGAUUCACAAGACAUACCUUCCUACUUGA